Messenger RNA from Phytophthora infestans T30-4, 819 nucleotides. RefSeq lists its product as uncharacterized. NCBI's taxonomy places the organism in Eukaryota, Oomycota, Peronosporomycetes, Peronosporales, Peronosporaceae. The transcript has 3 exons. Bases 1 to 819 code for a protein of 272 amino acids. The record is from RefSeq and is a predicted model, not a curated record.
AUGGGCAAGGGGAAGCAGCAGCAGCAGCAGUCUCCAGGCAGCAAAGACAAUGAAGACGACGGUGACGAAUUGGCAGGUUCCACCUUGGAAGAUUACUUUGCCACACACAAAGUCAGUGGCCAGGUAUCACAGCAUUUGCUCAAUAUCCCAGCGCAGAACAAUCAAGAGAACUACGAGGACGACUACGAGUCCGAGCCAUCCAGUCCAAAGCCAAACCCUCCAUCGGACGUGGCUGGUAUGUCUCUCAGUGACUAUCUCCACGUCAAAGAGGACGACGGCGCACAAGAGAAAUUAUCCAGAGCAGGAUCUCUGCGAGUGUUGGCGCCUCAGCUCGCUAAGAAACCCGCUCCAAUAUCCGACGUCAGUGGCAUGUCGCUGGACCAUUAUUUAGGUGCUUCACAGUCGCAGGAGAAUGGACACACAGCAGCUGAGAAGAAGCCAUCUCCAAAAGUCAAGCGGGCCGGUAGCAAGUCCAAGCAAAGUUUCCCCCAAGCCAAGCAGCCAUUUUCAGAAACGCCCUUCCAACGACGUCAGCGGCGGAAAGAUAAAGCCAAACUCAAGCAGCAACGGAACGCAGGGAGCGGGUCUUCAGUCUCCAAAGCGAUCUUGAUGGCUGAAGCUCCGACAGGUCAGUCCGUGCGAGACCGAGAGAAGCGGAAAAGCUCGUUGGCCGCACAUCAUCCUGGCCAUCACGGUUCCCACUCAUCCGCCUCGACUUUCCAGCCUCCAUUGCCCAAACUGGGUGGGUCUCCAUCCGUGCAUAAUCUGAGUCACAAGGAUCACGAUGUCGAUAAACCCGAUAAACUCCCCCCUUUAUAG